This is a messenger RNA of Manis javanica (Malayan pangolin), 2956 nucleotides long. RefSeq names its product mesenchyme homeobox 1 (gene MEOX1). Gene Ontology annotation, biological process: somite development; positive regulation of transcription by RNA polymerase II. Gene Ontology annotation, cellular component: nucleus. The record is from RefSeq and is a predicted model, not a curated record. NCBI's taxonomy places the organism in Eukaryota, Metazoa, Chordata, Mammalia, Pholidota, Manidae. Gene Ontology annotation, molecular function: DNA-binding transcription factor activity, RNA polymerase II-specific; RNA polymerase II cis-regulatory region sequence-specific DNA binding.
CAUGCACUCACCAGCUGGUGUGUCUGGGCCAGGGCAGUGAAAAUGUUUGGUGUCAUCGGCAACAAAUACAUGCACAGGGGACCCCAAUAGGCAGACUGGUGUGUCGUGGGGCAGGAAGCCAGGAGUGAAGCCCGACAUAGGUGUGUGCACACACAUAUGUGUAGCCAGCUACAUGUGUGUGUACUUUAAGGAGAUACUUUAAUUUUGGUUUUUGUUUUGUUCCUGGGGUGAAUUUUCUGUUGAACAUUUUUCCCUCCUAUUUAAUUUUUUUUUUGCAUUUAAAAAACUGAAUAUAAAAAGUAUAAGAAUCAAACCUUUGAAAAGACUGAGGUGUGCAGCAGACGGCAGAUGGAUCCUGUGGCCAGCAGCUGCAUGAGGAGCCCUCACCCCCCGGCCCCUGUCUGGGGCUGCCUUCGAAAUCCCCACUCCGAAGGCAGUGGGGCCUCAGGGCUACCCCACUGUCCACCAACCCCGUUCUCCUUUCACCAGAAACCAGACUUCCCGGCGACAGCAGCAACGGUAACAUAUCCUGACUUCUCAGCCUCCUGCCUGGCAGCUGCCCCACACAGCCUGCCCCGGGAGGAGCGCAUCUUCACCGAGCGGCACCCUGCCUUCCCGCAGCCCCCCGACUGGCACUUCCCUGUCUCCGAGGCCCGGCGCAGGCUCAACUCGGGCCCAGCUGGGGGCUCUAGGGGGAUGGGGGCCAGCAGCCCAGGCCUGGUGGAUGCCACAGGAGGCCCAGGCGAGGACUUCGAGGCCCUUGGGAGCGCUGCCAAUGAGAUGGAGAAGAAGUCAACCAGGCGGAGAAAGGAGAGUUCAGACAACCAGGAGAGCCGAGGGAAGCUGGAGGGCGGCAGCAAGGCCCGCAAGGAGAGGACGGCCUUCACCAAGGAGCAGCUGCGGGAGCUGGAGGCCGAGUUUGCUCAUCAUAACUACCUGACCCGGCUCCGGAGAUACGAGAUCGCCGUGAACCUGGACCUCUCCGAGCGGCAGGUCAAAGUGUGGUUCCAGAACCGAAGGAUGAAGUGGAAGCGUGUAAAGGGGGGCCAGCCCAUCUCCCCUCAUGGGCAGGACCCUGAAGAUGGGGACUCCACAGCCUCUCCAAGUUCAGAGUGAGAUUCUCCAUGGUGAAAAAAGGACCAAAGACUGAGCCCCUUACCCCAAAACCCACACCCCAAUCCUACCUUCAUCUUCUCCCGACCACCUCACGCUCUUCUCUACAUCUUGCAGUGACUCUUGGAUUUGAAACUGCCCGGCAUUCUGGGAGCCUUGAAUCUUCCCAGAAAGUUCUGCCUAACACUGCUCUGUCUGAGCAUCCCCUCCUCCAGGGUCUUUGCUUCCCACAGUUUUCAUGGAAUGAUACAGCAGCCCUACCGGACCCGAGUCAAUCUGGGGCACAGCUCCAGGGACACUACCAUUCAGCAUCUCUUGGCUGCUGCCCACAGCUCCUCCUACCACCUUCCUUUAUACCAGCCAGGCCUCUGCCAGGUCUGGACACCAUCUGACCCGCUGGGAUAAGAGCCUUGGGUUCACUCAUAAAAACAAAUGCUCCAAAAGAAAGGAAAUGACUCACACACUCACACACUCUCUCACACACACACACACACACACACACACACACACACACACACACGCGGCCACCUUUCUGAGCCCUGUAUCUGAGACUUCGGGGCCUUCAGUUGUCCCAAAACCCCAGGGAGGAGGGCUGAGGACAGAAAUUCAGCUGCUACAAAUCAGAAACCAGUCCCUGUCUCCAAAUUUGUGGGCUGAGUGGGCAAGUUUACGAGCACUGGCUGGAAGAAGACAGUUGGGAAGACAGCCUGGUGGAGGUCUGAGAAUGGACCCAGGACAGAAUCUGCUUCUUCAGAACCAAUUCAGGGAUACAACUGGGAUGGCUGAGCAGAGCCCCAGAACAACAGAGCAGCUCUUCCUUUUAAUCCACUAUUUCUGGAUUAAAAACCUUGCAGAUGCUCACAUUGUUGAGCUCGGGGCUGGGAUGUAUUCUCUGUGUUCAGAGGAUGGAGAGAUCACACAAGGGCAGCUAGAACAUGGCACCCCAGAAUGGAAGUUCCUCCAGCUGCAGUGUCCUGUGCUCUCAAGGGACUCUGCCCACAAAUGGCAACAAAAAACCAGUCCCUCUUUCUCCAUGGGAUGCAUUCGAACUCCUUCCAUGUGUUCCACAAAUGCUGUUAUGAUGGAAGGAGCUGCUAAGGUUAUGUGUGUGCCAGAUCUUCUGGCGCCAAAGAUGGAACUGACAGCCAAAGAGCCUGGGGAGGCCAAAGCCGUGGAAAGGGACCCACUGCCUGCCUCAGUUCUCUGUCUCCCAAUACCAGCUGGUAUUGCAGAGGGAGGUCAGCAAAAGUUUGGAGCUUUUGUGUGUAGAUUUAAUCAUCACAUGUGAAAAAGAACCCUACCUCCACAUCCUAAAAGGACAAACGCUGUGGGAAAUGAUUGCCAAAUGAGAUGGCUGGUUUGAGCACCUGUAAUUUUUUUCAAAAGCAUGUUUCAUGUAUUUUCUUAAGAUUACAUCCAGUUAACAGUACAAGGUCAAUUCGCUUAGCAAGAACACUCUUGGAAAAAAUAAAAUCAAUAAAAAAGCAAAGUUCCUAAGCCUUUUUCCUUGAAGAGCUAAGAACCACAGCUCUGUAUGCAGUCCGCAGAUGCUUGUGUAACGACUGGCCAGACAAUGUCUAGAAGCAACUAAGAAAGGGAAGAAAUCUCUAGACCAAGGUACCUCCAUUGGGUUCUUCAAAAUGGGGUACAAAUAUAAUCGUAAAAAAACCUCUUCUGCCUCCCCAUGCAAUUGCUCUGUCUUCAUUUCCCUCUACAAUUUUAACUUACAGUUUCCCUAAGCUAUGGCUUAUCAAAUAGUCAAAGUUCUGUAAACAAAAGAUAAAGUCUCUUGUUACUAAAGCAAUCUUGACCAUAAACUGCCCCUACUUUUUAAAUUCAAAGU